AUGUACGGUAAGGAGUUUUUUAGCGUAUUUAUCAUCACCAACCCGCACGUUACUCAUUUGCUCCAACAUCAAGAGACAAUGCCAGGGCUCCACGGCGACAGCAGAAGAGCUGUCCCUUCGACUUUAAACUCACCAACAACUGUUCACAUAGACGCCACUGUGCUGCUCCUGGAUAGCAAAGCAGAGGCACUCGUGUCCCAGUUUAUUACCGUUAGCGAGCACAACAACAACCCUAUAACGCAGCAGGAGCAGAACCAGAGCACCGGGUUUGCUGCUGACAAGGAAAGCCUGGCUAAGUUAUCGCAGUUGAAGCGAAUACAGAGAAGUUUACGAGGCUUGCCACCGCUCUUGUCGGAUAAAAUGGCGACAUCUUCUAGUGCCGCUGAAAUCGAGGAUGGCGCUAAAAAAAAAAAGAUUGUGUUUGAUGAAUAG
Molecule: messenger RNA, 432 nt
Organism: Lodderomyces beijingensis
Lineage: Eukaryota; Fungi; Ascomycota; Pichiomycetes; Serinales; Debaryomycetaceae
Source: the annotation of a GenBank genome assembly